AUGGCCCAUUACAAAGCCGCCGACUCGAAGCGCGAGCAGUUCCGGAGGUACUUGGAGAAGUCGAGGGUGCUGGACACGCUGACCAAGGUUUUGGUAGCCUUGUAUGAAGAACCAGAGAAACCUAAUAGUGCUUUGGAUUUUUUAAAGCAUCACUUAGGAGCUGCUACCCCAGAAAAUCCAGAAAUAGAGCUGCUUUGCCUAGAAUUGGCAGAAAUGAAAGAGAAAUAUGAAGCUAUUGUAGAAGAAAAUAAAAAACUGAAAACAAACCUUGCUCAGUAUGAACCACCUCAGGAGGAGAAGCGUGCUGAAUAGGAUUCUUCUCAGUUGAAAAGACACUGAAAAAUGGUUUCGUAUGACUUGAAUAGUUUGUAUAGUAUAUAAUCUUUUCCGAACAGAUGCUAUAGCACUCUUUUAAUAUGUUAAAUUCACCUAUCACACUUUAACUGUUAUAAACACAUAUACUUAGAAUCACCAAUAAAAACUCAAUAUAA
Balaenoptera acutorostrata (minke whale) is the source of this 491-nucleotide messenger RNA. RefSeq names its product c-Myc-binding protein-like. Gene Ontology annotation, molecular function: transcription coactivator activity. Lineage: Eukaryota; Metazoa; Chordata; Mammalia; Artiodactyla; Balaenopteridae. Gene Ontology annotation, biological process: regulation of DNA-templated transcription. The coding region runs from base 1 to 312 and encodes 103 amino acids. Gene Ontology annotation, cellular component: nucleus. The record is from RefSeq and is a predicted model, not a curated record. The transcript has a single exon.